AUGGCGACUAAAGAAGAAGAAGACGGAAUUGGUCAAGCACUGUCUCCAGAUGCUGCAGUGUUUGUCCCCAGACAGUUCUCAAUAGAUGGAACUCUACACAUUGAGCAGAUUCCUACUUAUAUGACUAACUGCUAUCCCUUUGUGCAUGUGGAUUCAGAAAGACAGAGGAAUGUGGGUAGACAUGGAAGAUCACCUCCCCCCUUCUUGGGCCCCACUUCACGACCCAGUAACCCAAGGUUUCUUAGAAGUUACCCAGGUUAUGGAAACAGGAUGCCGGGGCCUCAGAACUUCAAUCCUAGCAUUCCCCCGCCCCUGGAGAAUACCUGGGUGAUGCCCCCUACAUCUGUUCCCCCUAUGAAUUUCUUAAAUUUUCCACCACCAGAUGUACUAUUCAAUCAGGACAAGGAACUGCAGAGGGAUUCACCCAGGAGCCCUGCCAAACCUGCCUGGUCCCCCUGCGAGGGAGAGGGUAAAGCGGGGCACACCGGGAGGCAGGAACAAAGGAGGGGGAGUGGUGGUGAAGGAAAGAGAUGGAACCAGAGAAGUCGAAACAGCUCUGGUAAGAGUAACACCAGUGAUGGUCAGAGAGAGGACUCAAAAGCAGGCACCAGGGGUAAGAAGAGGGAGAGGAUCAAAAGUGGUGGAGCCAGUCAGGAGAAGACAACUCUAAGUCAGCUGUCAGUACAGAUGACGGACACUGCUGUACAGACAGAAUUUUCAGAGAAGUUUGCUAAUCAAACUCUUGCACAAUAUCCGAGUCCUAUAUACAACCCUAACUUAGUCAGCCCCGGUAAGGGUAGGGUGAUUGGGAGCUCAUCUGAGGACUCGGACAGCGGCUAUCAUAGUCCACUCCACAAGAAGAAUCAAGUCACAAGUGGUACUCAGCCCGGCGAACCAGUCACGAGCGGUACUCAGCCCGGCGAAGUAGUCACUACACAACAGAAUACACCAAGCAAGUCUGGAAAAAGUGUGGAAAAAACAUCCACAAAUCAGACACUAAAAGCAAAGGAAAAGGAGGCUGGACAACAGAUAUUUUCCUAUGCCUUUAUUGCACAAUCCAAACCAGUGAUAGAAUCUAGUCUGAAGUCAGAGCCAGAGGUAGGGCCGACCGAGAGCAAGAAAACCGAGGGAGAGGAAAGCGGGAACGAGGGAAAGAAGAAGAGAAAAAGAAAUCGAAGGAAAAGAAAGAAAAAGAAAGGAGAGAAUCCAGAGGCAGCAGAGGAACAACCAGUGGUGGAUUCACCAGGGGUGGAGCUUUACUUCCAUGAUGAGGAGGAAUUUCCAGACCUAGGAGCUGGGCAGGAUAGAGUGGGCUCAGCACAGAGACCACCUUCUGUCUCCUACAGCUCAGUCCUGUCACAGACUAAAACAUCACCACAAAAAAAUGGUCAGAAGAGGCAAGAAGAACUAAACUCACGAUCAGAAAUAGAUCCUUCGGGGGACCCUAUGCGUAACUCUAGACGGCGCAGGAAAAAGAUUGAGAUAGUACAGCAGGCGGCAGAGGAGGAGCUAGCAGAGAUCAGUCUGGAGCAACAGAUGCUGAGGGAGCUGAACCUCAAGUCCAGGGGGCGGGGCCACCAGACACCCAGCAUAACUCCGGGGGGUCAGCCCCGGGGUCACCAGACACCAACCUUAACAACUCCGGGGGGUCAGCCUCGAACAUCCAAGACAGGCAGUCCACAGCCAGGAAUACUGAAAGUGCCAGCUCAAAACCAACCCACGGGAAAGAAAACAAAGCAGGGGAUCUCACUAGAUCUCAGUGCUAUGAUUGAUGCUCUAGAGAAAAAGAAACCAGAGGCAAAGAAACCAGUUGAUCAAAAGGUCACCAAGUCCACAGAGGUCAAAGCUAAGGAAAAUAAGAAGCCUGGAGUGGGACACAAUUUAUUGGACUCUUCAGCUCCCCAGAAGAGGGGCAAGGAGAGAGAAAAUCCUAAAGCCAAGAAACCCAGCUCCCUUAAAAAGGUAAUCUUAAAAGAGAGAGAGGAGAAGAAGAAAAUGAGGCUUCUAGAUGAUACAGAGUCAGCUAAUAAUGGUGUUUCACUGGGCAUUGGAGUUGUAUCAGGGAAUGAGAGUGACAUGUCACAAGAUGCAUUUAGCUCCAAAGGAUCAGUGGUGGAUUACACAGGCACGGGGACCCCUGCCAGUAAUGACCUGUCCCCCAUCAGCCAAACCUCCCCUAUCAGUAUGAGCCCCCUGUCCCCCGGGGUCAGCCCACAAAGCUCCGAGGUAAACAGCCCCAUAGCAGGGACCAUUGGUAAAGAGGUCCGCAUGAAGAUCCACAGCAGGAGGUUCAGGGAGUACUGUAACCAGGUCCUCAAUAAGGACAUUGACAGCUGCUGUACCCAUCUCUUACAGGAUCUGGUCCGCUUCCAGGACAGAAUGUACCACAAGGACCCGGUCAAGGCCAAAACCAAGAGAAGAAUUGUGUUAGGUCUGAGGGAAGUUACCAAGCACCUGAAACUGAACAAAAUAAAGCUAGUCAUCAUUUCCCCAAAUCUGGAGAAAAUUCAAUCUAAAGGUGGACUGCACGAUGCCUUAAACAACAUUUUAAACUUGUGUAAUGAUCAGAAUGUUCCAUUUGUGUUUGCCCUGGGGCGGCGUGCUCUUGGUCGAGCCUGUGCUAAACUGGUUCCCGUCAGUGUUGUUGGAAUCUUUAAUUACAGUGGAACUGAGGAGAAUUUCCAUAACCUGAUGGAGCUGUCGGAGCAGGCCAGACAGUCAUACAAGGAGAUGGUGAAUGUGAUUGAGCGCGAGAUCAGGGACUACCCCACCCUGGGGGCGGCUGCGGCUGUCCCCCACAUCUACGCUCACAUGGGACACUCCCGGACCCCCUCCGGAGCCAGUGUGCUCAGCUUCACUAGCAGUCUGCUGUCUGAGCCUAUAUCUGAGAAUUAUCCCCACUCUGAGCCAGAAACAGACUCGGCAGGAUAUGAGCUCCCUAGAACCAAGAACAAUCCUCCGGCCCCGAUCAGUCGUGAGUCCAUACAAGCAGCGUAUGAGUCACAGAUGAGACUUAUUUACCCCCAGCUGGAUGUUGACGAGGGUAAUGAAGCAGACACAGAGGAAGGGGUCACUAAAGGUCAUCACCAUGACGAAGGUUCAUCAGACAGUGAUCCAUCAUCAGAGGAGGAUACAAUGAAAGCCUUGCCUCAUAUAGACUCCAUUCACAGCAGUACAUACGACCUAAGCACUGAGAUCCUGUCUCAGAACUCAGGACGAACAGUCGAUAACUGUGACGCUAUUUCCACUCAUUCAUCUCGAACACUUGGUGAUGGUAGCUCCACUCUUCUGGCUGACCCUGGUGAAAGAUCAAGACAUGGGACACCCAAAAGUACAGAGAGUCCAAGUAACACUCUACAGCGAGGGAAAGUGAUCGACUCGGAGAGAAUCCAGAACUGGGUGGAUCAAACCAAGUCCCGCUUAGAGGACCUCCGACAUCUGCAGGAAAAUUCAGAGACAAGCAGCGAGGAGGAUAGCAGUGAGGAGGAUACUGUAGAUGAACUCAAUCUGUCAUCGGACAGAAGUCAGUGUGAUAAGGCGCUGUGUGGGACAGAACCUAAGGCUGAUCAGACACCAUGUGGGAUAGAACCUAAGGCUGAUCAGACACCAUGUGGGAUAGACUCAGCGGAAGACAAGACACAGUGUGAGGCAGAACCUAAGAGUGAAAAGACACCAUGUGUAUCAGACCCAAAGUGUGAAACUACAAAAUGUGAAUCAGACCCCAAGAGUGAAAUUAGAAAAUGUGAAUCAGACCUCAAGAGUGAAAUCACAAAAUGUGAAUCAGGUCCCAAGAGUGAAAGUAAAAAAUGUGAAUCAGACCUCAGUAGUGAAAUCAAAACAUGUGAAUCAGACCCAAAGAUUGAAAUCACAAAAUGUGAAUCAGACCCCAAGAGUGAAAUCACAAAAUGUGAAUCAGACCCCAAGAGUGAAAUCAUAACAUGUGAAUCAGACCCUAAGAGUGAUAUGAAUCCCUGUAAAACAGACCCUGGGGGGAAUGAGGUGGAUGUUUCUGAUGUUAUGUGCCAUGAUAACGAUGAGAAGGUGCUGAGUACUUCAGCAGACACUGAAAACAAAGAGUGUAAACCAGAGACAGACAACAUACAGACUACAGGUUCACUGUCCUGACAUUGGGCAGUGGUCAUUUUAACAACUCUUAUCUAAUCAACUCUUAUCACAGCUAAUUGAAAUGCAAUAUACUGUUUAACUAAAGAAAAUCUUUUUGAAAUAAGUAUAGACUCUAAGUCUACGAAAAUCAGGAGUAUUUUUACCAUCUUUGACCUUUCUGUAUAUUAAAGGGGCAAAAGCAGACUUGCAUGUUAUUUGGUUUGCAAUUUUGAAUUAAUUUUGAUUUAUUUGAAAAUUAGCUUUAGUUCAAUACUUAAUGACGACAGUGUUCUUUGUAACCUUACAGAAAACACCUAAGUUUGUAAACACUGACUCAAAAUGAACUCAUCUAAUCACAGAUUUAACUAAGGGUGAUCUUUUUUGAUACAAGUCUACAAAAACCUUGCAUGAUCUUACUGUAUAUUUUU
Messenger RNA from Saccostrea cuccullata (small rock oyster), 4532 nucleotides. Its product is annotated as selenocysteine insertion sequence-binding protein 2-like. Bases 1 to 4125 code for a protein of 1374 amino acids. Gene Ontology annotation, cellular component: ribonucleoprotein complex. The record is from RefSeq and is a predicted model, not a curated record. Gene Ontology annotation, biological process: selenocysteine incorporation. Lineage: Eukaryota; Metazoa; Mollusca; Bivalvia; Ostreida; Ostreidae. The transcript has 17 exons. Gene Ontology annotation, molecular function: mRNA 3'-UTR binding; selenocysteine insertion sequence binding; ribonucleoprotein complex binding.